GGAGGGAGAGAGAAAGAGACUGUGGACGGGACAGGCGAACAGGACAGUAAAGCUGCAGUCACACAACAGGACAGCAGCGACCUUACAGCUGUGCACGUUUUCACAUGUUUGUGGACAGGAAACAGCAGGAACGGGCACUGAAUCACUGCUGCUGACACCGAGAUCUGAAAUAUGGAGGAUACUGAACUUGUCAGGUGUGCAAGCCUGGACUCUGGGUCCAGCCGUGGCAGAGAGGUAACAGCCCCACUUGACCAUAUAACCUUUGACCCUGUGGGCUUUGACGCUGCGGCAAACCCUGAACCUUCUCCAGCGGAGGUGGCCCAGUGUGAGGCCGAAGUGGCCACUUUGCUCAGCAUCAUCGCUGACCUGAACAAGAAAAUGGGGGCACUAAAGGCACCAAGUGAUCCAGGGGACCUUAAACCACGAGGCCCAUCCAGACCUGUGGUUCCUGACCUCCUGUCCCACAGGCUGGUCUCCUCUGGUCCAGAGAGAAAAACUGCUUCUGCUGCCACAUCCAAACCUCCAGGAACAAAAAGAGGGGGCAGUGGCGCAACAUGGUCAAAACUGCAGGAGGUGCUGUCAGCAGUGGAGGACUCAAUCAGCUGUAGAAGGUCCUGGGCCAUUCCCAUCACGGCAUCUGAUCGGGAAAAGCAGACGGAGCAUCUCGUAGCAGCCCAUGAGACCUGGGUUAAGGCCACCCAGAUACUGGAGGAGAUGGAGAGAGAGUUUGGGAUUUCAUGCCCAAAAGACUUGCCAAAUGAGGAGCGUCAGCAGAACCAGAGGGAUAUCCUGGAUCUGGAUCUGCACAGGCACCGAGAUCGCAGGAGAUCCUCGCAGAGCCACCGGAGGGAGCUAGAUGGAGCACAAAGUGGGGGAGAAGAGAAGAGCAGACAGCAGGAGAAGCCGGUGAGUCUCCAUAAGGCCUGGAGAUCCGGCAGUCUCUCUCCCUCCUACAGCCCCUCAGCUAGUGCCACUGGUGGGGCUCUGAGUCCAGGCUGGGCCUCUUCCCCCUUCCCUGGUUCCCCGCUGAUCCUCAGAAGGGCCACCAGAGCUUUGCCUCCUCUAUCUGCUGGUGGGGACCCCUUUCCAUUUCCAUCAGCCCCCAGCAGCUCAGGCAGUGCCUCCGGCGGCAGCCCCUGUUCGAGCCCCGUCGGCCUUGAGAGUGAGACAGAAAGACUAAACACGUGCAUCGAGAGGCUGAAGGCUAAGAACGAACGUCUGACUGCAGCUCUAGAGCGAAGGAAGGGGGAGUCAGAGCAGAUCAGUUUGGCCUUGAGCAGAUAUGAGGCUGAUUGCUCUGCCCUGCAGAUGGCCCUCAGAUACUGUGAGGAAUGUGAGGAUGCCUACAGUGAGCUGCUGUCGCUUUAUGAGGCUAAGAAGCAGCAGGGAGCUCCACUUCGGACAGACUCAGCAGAGCCAGACGCCGACAGGCUGCAGCCCGGCAGUCCAGCAGCCCAGCUCAGGAACCUGGGAGCUGAGGAGCUGUCGACUUCCUUCUCAGCAGCAGGGGGCACAGAGGAGAUUGAGCCACAGAGUCACACAGGGCAGAGGCCGUCUGAGAUGGUCGAACGAGAAGCUGCUCUUCAUCAGCAAAUUGAGCGUCUGAAAAAGGACCGGGCAGCUAUUUGCCUGCCUAAACGAGGUCCACGUGGAGAGGCCAAACUGAGUCCCGACACCGGCAAUGUGCCCGGGACGAGAGGGGGUCACGGGGCUGCAGACAACGACAGCCCUCCUGACUCAAAGAAGGAGAAGGCUGCCCUGCUUUUUCAGCUCAUCAGUGUCAGGGAGGAGAUGUCAGAGCUGCGAGGUCUCAUCCGCCUCAUGGAGAAGGAGCGGCGGCGGCUGGAGUGGAGUUUAAUGUCCCAGAAGGCGCAGGAUGCAGCUGGAGCUCUCGUUUCAGAGAGCCUGAGAGAGGAGCGGGAGGACCGCAAGGCUGAGCGACGGAGGCUCUGUGAGAAUGCAGCUAAACUGGGUGCUGAUGGGGAUGUGCCUGGUCCACGCAGCAAGGCCACGCUGAGAGAGCUGCAGGCUGUUCUGCACAGGGAACAAGCUCUGAAGAAGAGGCUGGCUCUGGUGCGUGAGUCGAUGAACACGUGCCUCCCUGACAGCGCCUCCCACAGGAGGCAGAGUAAAGAGCAGAUCGCUCGGCUCAUGCAGGCUCACAGUAAAGCGGUGGGGUUGUACCGGAACGCUCGCAGGAAGUACCGGGAGCAGGUGUGGAGGCUGGAGCAGAAGGUGGCGGCCGGGUCGGAGAGAGAGAGCCAGCAGAGCCAGAUCGAGGCGCUGAAGGCCACGCUGGAGGCCAUGGAGCCGAAGAGGGAGGAGACAGUUCUGUGAGAUGCAAUCACUUUAAUAACCGCCUAGAGGAUCCACAUCAAUCAAUCAGCUGCAAUCUGCAUCUCUGUUGAAUUUCAGCUGCAAAAUUAUGCUAAUUUAAAUAUACUAAUCACUGCUGAAUACAUACGGAAAAUUAUCUACAGUACGUGGAGUUACAGCCCGGCACCAUACUGAUUGCUGUUUCAUCACAACCACAUUCAACUGUUGCGUUGUACAAAUGUCUUUAAUUGUGUUUUUAAUUAUAAUUUUCUGUUUAUGAGGAUUAAGUAGCUUGAAAAUGAUUUCUUGCUGUGUUGCUUUUUUAU
This is a messenger RNA of Myripristis murdjan (pinecone soldierfish), 2642 nucleotides long. It is a transcript of the gene ushbp1, whose product is annotated as Usher syndrome 1C binding protein 1. The transcript has 14 exons. The record is from RefSeq and is a predicted model, not a curated record. Bases 172 to 2337 code for a protein of 721 amino acids. Lineage: Eukaryota; Metazoa; Chordata; Actinopteri; Holocentriformes; Holocentridae.